GCAUCGCCAGGGUUGCAAUUUUUCAUGAACAAUAAAAUUUUGAAAUUUCGAGUGAAAUAUUUCAAGAAAUUUCAGACAUUUGUGAAAAAUAUUUAAAAAUACCGGUUCCUUUUCAUGUUUCGCAAAACAUGCGAAAAUUUCGACUGUUUUCUAUUUUUGUGUAUUUGAUCGCGGGCUGCAUACUUUAACCCCUGAAAAAUAUGAAAUAUUUCACAGCCUCGUGAAAUUUCAUGAAAUGUUUCAAUCGGAAAUUUUCAAUCUUUCAUAUUUUUCAUUUCACGCGUGCAACCCUGAGCAUCGCCCCUCAGUGUGAGGAUUUUGAAUAGUUGACCCUCUACACACCACGCAUUAAUUGCAACGCCCAAGCAAGUCUCUUCCAAUUACUUUUCAACGACGACCUGCUACACUUGUCAAUCUAAAUUUCAACGGAUGCUCAUAACGACGAGACCAAUUCAAAAAACUUGAAGAAGCUAAUCGCACACAGAGCUGAAAGCAAUAAGGUCGCAUCUUUAUAUCGCGCUCUUAUCCGCAGCUGCUCGCGCCAUUACUUGUGUCCCAGCGGCAUAAAAUUCAGUGUCAACAGUCAAAUGAAAAUGAUUUGAGGACGAUGGUGUGAAACCACGAAGAUAAUCGCAUAAAGACGAAAGUGGAUUAAAAAAAAGAGGCGUUUAAGAAAAGUUCCAAGGCGAUUUAUUUCUCGGUAGUGUCUGACUCGCAGCCUGCUGAGCUUUUCGGUUGGAUACAACAUGAACCAACAUGUAUGGUUAUUCGUACUCACCAUAUUGUCAUACUGCCAGACACAAGGAAGUCAAGUAUGUAACGAAUGCUGCAAACUUCCGGAGGACCCGAUGCGUCACGACCCGAGGCUCGAGGUCUUCUACGAGUUCCAAGACCAAUGGCCGACUGGGUUCGCAAUAACCCCUUGCGGUCGGAAAUUCGCAAGCUACCCAGCGAGCAUUGACCCUCUCAACACCAACGACGGAUGCAACGGCAAGUACGCCGUGGCCGAACUCACCAAAUGUGGAGAGCUCCCUUACCCUAACCGCUGCAUGAACAACCCAUACGGAGGUGUCAUCAACUACUCGACCAGUCCACCAACUACAAAAGGUCUCCGGCAUCACUUCAUCAGCGUCAUAACGAUAGUCUACGUGAAAGAGUUCGACUUCCUCUUCUUCUUGGACAACGGUCGGGCCAGAGAUAAAAACCAGAUUCCAUACGUGGCGUCUCCGGGUGGGCCCAAACUUGUUGUGGUCAACAUGUGUAACGACUGUGUCGUGCGAAUCCAUUAUUUCAAUGACGCUACUGCAAGACCGAUGUCAGACCUUAGGGGUCUUACCGUGGACCCCAAGAGAAACGUGGCGUAUAUCGCGGACGGAUUUCAAUACAAAAUUGUAGUGCUGGACUUGUGCACUGGAAAGUCUUACAUUGCCUUUGAAGGAGAUAAAACCAUCUUGCCUAAUCCGAACUUCUUACUCACCACUUGGGGUCAAACGUUGUACAGCACGAGUAACAUCACACUCUGGAACGGGGCUCUCGGAGACAUCAGUGUGGGACGGCUUCCGUUAGGUGUGUCCGUGCUUGCUCUGUCGCCGGACGGGAAGCUGCUAUAUUACUCCCAAGCCAGCGGCCGAUUGUUGUAUUCUGUGUGCACGCAAGCCCUGUUGAACAAACAGCCAUCGUCCGAAGUCGCAAAAACCGUGAGGUAUCACGGCAAGAGAGGGGUGGGUUUCGCGAUAUGUUGUGACAAGAGGGGCAGAGUUUGGUCCGGCUUUGCAGAAAAUAACGGGAUUACAGUUUUUAACCCUCGCUGUCCAUUCGCGAAGAGCUUCAUGUACAUCCGCGACCCUCGAAUAAGUCUGCUGGGCACCAUUAUUGAAGCGGAGGAUGGUUAUAUUUAUUUUGUUGAAAACUCGUCCAAUGGCUUGCAGAUGAUGUAUCCGAGCACGGGUGUUCCGUUCACGGACAGGAGAAGGAAGCCGUAUGUGGUGUUCAGAUUUAGGUCCCCUUGUGAGAACCUUUGUCCGAGUUUUUGCGACCCGGCAACACUGGGAUUACAAGUAUGUUCCUGCGGUUGUUGUAGCUGAAAGCGAUUGAGUUGGCGGAGUGAUACAGUCUCAAGAAUCAGCUCGCAUCUCGAAGGUUGGUGAAUAUGAAUUUUUUCAUAUUUUUCUGAAAGGGCAAAACGACGAUCAAGCAUAAAUUCGUGUAUUUUCACAAUCCACCUUAACUACAAGUUAAUCAUAGGUCGUUCCGUGAGAAGAUUGAAGUCACCAUUUAAUUGCUACAGAGGAAGUUGUAACCACGUAAGUGAAGUUUGAGGGCUCACGGAUAAAAAUUUUAUCGGCUCAUUUACAAUCUAUUGUGUAGCGAUGGACCUAAUUCAUCUCUGCUUGUUGUAAUUUUAUAACCUGUACCUGAUAUCUUUAGAUAACUAAAUAAGACGAAUUUGAAAAAUAUGAAAUACGAAUAGUGCAUUU
Messenger RNA from Bemisia tabaci, 2477 nucleotides. RefSeq lists its product as uncharacterized. The record is from RefSeq and is a predicted model, not a curated record. Lineage: Eukaryota; Metazoa; Arthropoda; Insecta; Hemiptera; Aleyrodidae.